AUGGCGGAUGGGGCUGCUUCCAGCAACAAGCGAAAGGAACAACCAGAGGAAGCAGCUGAUUCAGAACGCAAUGUCCGCCCAAGGAUAGAUGAUGCCUCAGGCGCUCCAAAACUGGCGAGCCUUGAGGGCCUCAAAGCUCUGCGUGCUUUGCCGGAUCUCGUGGACAGCAGAAGUCUGGCUUCCGCCAGCCGGGGAUGGUUUUGGCGCGUGCGCGACUCCCUCCUGGGUGGCAUCAUCUCCAGGCUGACGGCCGCCAGCAGCGUGCUGCGGCGCCGCGCGCCGCAGCUGGAGCUCUGGGAGAUCGAAGCGGUGCUGCCGCAGAUGGAGGCCUCGGCCAAGGAGAUUUGCGAUCUUUGGUGCACCUUACGAAAUCGACUGGAAACACAGUUGCGACAUCAGAAGUGGUGCCAACUGGCACGCGAAUGCCUGGCAAUGGGACAAGAUGAGCUGCCAAUUAACUUGGAUGGUCUUGAUGUCAUGUCCGUGGAGACACAGUCUUUUGCAAUGCCGGCGGUUUCUGUGAUUCCACCACCGCCGACGCAGCCGCCACCACCUCCUCCUGGCAAUGGGGUAACGCCCGCACCAUUCCAGGGGCCAGUGACGAUGCCCCUACUGGGCCCUGGCCCUGCCCCAGCGGUUGCCGCCCUGGGUCCCGGCACCGCCGUGCCGGCGGCCGUGGCGGCGCCAGCCUUUGCGGCGCAGGCGCCAGGCGUGCAGAAUAUGCCAGGCACCCUCCCCGCGCAGUUCUUGGGCGUCCUGCCGAUGCCCAACCCCCCCGCCGCGGGCGUGGCGGGCGUCGCGGGCGUGGCCGGUGCGGCGCUGCCUGUAGCGCCACCGGUAGCCACGGCCAUCGCGUCCAACACGGCGCAACAGGUGGCGGGCGUGGUACAUCAGCUGAUUAACCAAGUGAUGCAGGGCCCAGCUGGUGGAGCCGCAGGUGCCGCGCCAGCCACAGCUGCAGGCCAAAGGGAGACGGUGCGCUUGAAUAUUGUACGAGUGAUUGAAUUCAGCUUGGCAGACCAGAGGGUCGCUGGACGCCUGUACUUGGGCUUUGAGACGGAGGGUCAAAGGGAGAAUGGUGGCGCUGAAGCUCGUUCUGCUCCCAGACCAGAUAUCCUAUGCGUCGAGGUGGAGCUUGCUGUUGAUGCUGGACAAUUUACUCAGCUGUGCUCCGCACAUCGCAUGGUUCACAUCGCAGCUGGGGAAAAUCGAAGCUUUGGGCCCUGGACUUGCACCGAGAGGCGUGAAGUGGAGAAACGAUGGUUGGAAUUGCGCGCCAAAGCCCUAGGAGUUCAAGGCCUCUCACUGGACCUGCGGCACUUCAUGCGCCUCAUGGCUGGUCUGCUGGGUGCGGCCUUGCUGACGGAGCCCGUCUCCCACCGCCGGCUCUGGAACGGCUUGAAGCCGGUGGUGGUCGGGCCGUCUCCCAUGGCCAGGCUCCGUGUGGGCUUGGGUGGCAUGAACCUCACCACCAGCUUUCCUGAGCCGAAGGACCGAGACAGUGGUGAGCUUCUAACGACUGUCCUGUUCUAUCCUGUGGAGCUUGUGAAGAGCCGACUACAAGCAUCUGCCCAAAGCUUUGCCAGCUCCAGCUACCAGUACAGUGGCUUGGUGGAUGGGCUCCUCUCCAUCUUGCAAAAGAAUGGAGUCAAGGGGCUGUUUGUCGGCAUCGCACCUGUCAUAGUCCGAGCAGGAAGCUCUGACUUUGUUGCAGCUUUUGCGGGUGAAGCACUGCUUCAGAGGUUUCGUUUGGAGAGUUUGGGCUUUCUCCAGGGUCUCUUUUGGCGAACCUUAGGCUGUGCUGUGAGCGUGCUGAGCACUAUGCCUUUCGAGAGCGUAGCUGCACGUGUGACGACCUCGUCUCCUCCACUCACUUCCAGGGGCGCUGUGAAGGUACUCUGGCACGAGGGAGGUUUGAAGACCUUCUGGCGCGGGCUUGGCGUGAACUUGGUGCUGUGCCUCAAUCCCGGCCUGACCUUCACGGCACUGGCGCAGAUCAAGAACCUGUUCCUCUCACUCUGGCGGAGGCAAAGGCUUUCCACCGCUGAAGCUGCGUUCGCCGGGGUGUUGGCGAAGCUACUGGCCCUGCUGAUUUCCUAUCCACUGAUGCGGGGGAAGUCUUUGGUACAGGCUCGCAACACUAGUGGUGGAGUGCGGCAAGUUCUGAGCAGUGUCGCCAAAGAUGAAGGCAUGCGGAGCCUCUAUCAGGGCUUUACUGCGCAGUUGAGCAAGAGCUUGAUGUCUGCUGCUGUGAAGUACGCCAUCAAAGAGCGCGUGGAAAAUCUGUUGAUUCAAUCUCGAGGUGUGCCAAAGACGUGAGUGAGCGGCAGAAGGGUCUACUUGGCCACGGCAAGUGCAAGGUGGACAAGACGCAUUUUUGUACCUCAGCCGCCACCAGCACAGCCUUUCUAUUGUCGUCCUCGGGGAUGGCUCUGGCGAAAGCGGUGGCCUAAUCCUCAAGAAUUCCUGGCCUGAGGUAAAAGGUG
This is a messenger RNA of Cladocopium goreaui, 2486 nucleotides long. The record is from the annotation of a GenBank genome assembly. NCBI's taxonomy places the organism in Eukaryota, Dinophyceae, Suessiales, Symbiodiniaceae.